AUGGCCACUCCUCACCCGCCUAACCCUCGCUCCCUCUUCACACCAAAGUCAGCCGAGAUCCCCCUCGCAGACCGCCCCCUCAGCCUCGACUUUACUCUCCCAGACCACACCCGAGCUCGCGUGGUAGAGGUGGACACCUUCGACUCCAUCCACGUCUUUCUGCCUUCAGCCUCAACAGCCAACGCCGCCAAGAGAGACAGCGAUGACGAUGAUGCGGAGCACAUUGCCGAGUGGCAUCGCGAGGAUGGAAAGGGAGACAAGGAGAAGACGAGUUUGCAUGGUGUUGUGCAGGAGCACAGGGCUGUUUGGGAGGAUGUCUGGACGCUCACCCUUGGCGAGGCAGAGGGAGCAGUGGGAUCCGGAGCAGAAGCUGUUGAAGGCCUGAUGAGGCAUAUCUGGGUGUCCGUGUAUGCUUUCUGGCUGCGCAGAGACCCGUACGAGCGGUUGCCCAUUCGAGUAGGAGGAGGAGAGGCGCAAAGGAAGCUGGUGCAUGAGUACCUCGUACACACCGGUCUUGCCUUCCCAGCGCCAGAAGCCAAGCAGCCGGGGAAUCUGCUCCUCGUCAAGGCCGCCUUCUACCAAGGCGCUGGUGCUCCCACUUCCCUCUCUUGGCUACGUACCCCGCCUUCGCCCUUCAAUGCACAUCUGCAAAGCACCUCCUUCCCCUCUGUCCUCUCCUUCACCCAGCGGACCGCCCCUCCCGUGCUCACCACCCACCCUCUGCGACCCGCCAAGCCUUCUCCAGGCUCAGUAGUCUACGCCCGAUUCAUCCCUUCUGUGGGAGAGCUGCUCGAGCUGACGCACAUCGACGCCUCGAACAAGACGCACUUUGAUGCCUAUACCCGCUGGCAGAACUCGGACCGUGUCAAUGUAGGCUGGAGGGAAAAGGGCGAUGCAGAACACCACCGGCGGUACCUCUCCGAGUCUCUUGCAGACCCACACAAGAUGGGAUACCUGGUCAGCUGGAAUGGCGAGCCGGCGGGGUACGGCGAGUGCAAUUGGAAUCAGGAAGAUGGAAUGGCGGCCUUUGUAGGCGGGUGCGGGCCGUACGAUCAGGGUACGCAUCUCCUCGUUGGUGAGGAGAAGUUCCGUGGGAGACAUCGCUUCGCCUCGAUUAUGGUCUCGAUGAAGCACCUCUGCUUCCUGCGCGAGCCACGCACAGAGGUCGUCAUCGGAGAGCCCCGAUUCGACUUGAGCAUCAUUCCGCUGCUCAAGGCUUACCUGCCACAGGACCUUGUGAAGGAGGUGGAGCUGCCCCAUAAAAGGGCAGUCUUCUUUGUGCUGCGAAGGGAGCGAUUCUUCUUAGAAGGGCUCUUCUACUAG
Messenger RNA from Microstroma glucosiphilum, 1323 nucleotides. RefSeq lists its product as hypothetical. The record is from RefSeq and is a predicted model, not a curated record. The transcript is spliced from 3 exons. Lineage: Eukaryota; Fungi; Basidiomycota; Exobasidiomycetes; Microstromatales; Microstromataceae. Gene Ontology annotation, biological process: siderophore biosynthetic process. Bases 1 to 1323 code for a protein of 440 amino acids.